AUGUCGUUACCCUCCGAAGACGCUAUUCCAUCAUACCUUCGAAACCCGCCGCCAUCGUCGUCGUCGCACACUGCCACGCCCACUCCGGCUCAAUCCCUCGCUGCGAAAUACCGUGGAGCUGUCAUUGCGGAUCUAGAUUUGGCACCUGCCCUUUCCGUUCCACCCCAACAAUCCAUCUCCGAGGCGCUCGCAAUGUCCUACGACCGGUCAUAUGACCAACUCACCGUCAUCAACCCCCAGAACCGCUCACUACUUGGAUAUCUAUCUAUUCCACGGUUAAAGCACCUAUUACAAUCCAGAACUCUAACGGAGGAAGAUACCGUCGAAGAAGCUAUGACGAGGUUUAGAAAGAGCAAAGGUGUAAAAUAUACGGUGAUAACACCGGAGACGGAGCUGGCUGAGCUGGAGGAGUUCCUGACUAGUGGUGGUGGCAAGGAAAGUGGGUUUGCUGUUGUUACAGAUGCUGGAAGGAAGUUCGUGUUGGCUGUCGCGACUAGAGACGAUUUGGAGAACUUUGCGAAACGAAGAGGGUGA
Orbilia oligospora ATCC 24927 is the source of this 534-nucleotide messenger RNA. RefSeq lists its product as uncharacterized. The coding region runs from base 1 to 534 and encodes 177 amino acids. NCBI's taxonomy places the organism in Eukaryota, Fungi, Ascomycota, Orbiliomycetes, Orbiliales, Orbiliaceae. The transcript is spliced from 2 exons. The record is from RefSeq and is a predicted model, not a curated record.